Molecule: messenger RNA, 1176 nt
Organism: Xyrauchen texanus (razorback sucker)
Lineage: Eukaryota; Metazoa; Chordata; Actinopteri; Cypriniformes; Catostomidae
Product: voltage-dependent calcium channel gamma-3 subunit-like
Exons: 4
Coding region: 1-1176 (391 amino acids)
Biological process (GO): regulation of AMPA receptor activity; postsynaptic neurotransmitter receptor diffusion trapping; positive regulation of synaptic transmission, glutamatergic
Cellular component (GO): postsynaptic density membrane; AMPA glutamate receptor complex
Molecular function (GO): channel regulator activity; voltage-gated calcium channel activity
Source: RefSeq, a predicted model, not a curated record
AUGAAGGUGUGUAACCGUGGAGCGCAGAUGCUUUUCACCACGGCAGGGGCUUUCGUGGCCUUUAGCCUGAUGACCAUCGCUGUGGGCACGGACUACUGGUUAUACUCGCGUGGGGUCUGCCGGACCAAGAGUGCCAAUGACAAUGACACCAACCGAAAGAACGAAGAGGUGCUCACGAAUUCGGGGCUCUGGCGACAAUGCUGCAUGGAAGGCAUUUUUAAAGGGGUUUGUAAGGACAUUGAUCAUUUCCCAGAGGAUCCAGAUUAUGAACAAGAUGCUGCAGAAUUUCUACUACGUGCUGUGCGUGCAUCUAGUCUUUUCCCUAUAUUAAGUGUGGGACUGCUUUUCAUUGGUGGAGUUUGUGUAGCCGCCAGUGAGUUCUACAAGAGUCGACAUAACGUCAUCUUGAGUGCAGGCAUCUUUUUCAUCUCAGCUGGUCUCAGUAACAUCAUUGGCAUUAUCGUGUACAUCUCGUCCAACGCUGGCGACCCCAACCAGAGCGACUCCAAGCGCAGUCACUGGUACGGCUGGAGCUUCUACUGCGGCGCUCUGUCCUUCAUCAUAGCAGAGACUGUGGGUGUCCUGACUGUUCACCUCUUCAUCGACACGCAUCGUGUGUUAAGGGCACAAUCCCAUGGCUCGCUCCGACGCAGCACACAUUCAUCACUGCAAUAUCGCCGUUCUACCAGCUAUCGCUCACGUUACCGCUGGAAACAGGGUCAAAAUCGUUCGCCCGACUCCCGAUCUGGCGAGCCCUCCCCUGUCUGUCAUAGGAACGACCUUGGGCUGUACGCAUUGGGGCGCGGGCUUCCACAAACUACAACUCACGCGCUAGCGCACAACUCGGUCAACACGACCCGUGGCUUUGCGCAUUUCCACAACUCUGCCAUUGUCAAUAACAGCUUUGCGAAUCCUCACGUUUCCUCCAUGCAAAACUCAGCGAAAUCCGAAAGAGGGCAUCCAAACAUACAGAACUCUUUGCGCUCAGACACAGGGGUUUCUUUUGCAAAUGCACAUGGGGAAAAUUCAGUCAAGCCAGAAAAUAGAGUUGUGCUGUCACAUAACUAUACGCAGAAGUCAGCAAAUCCUAGUAAAAGUCUAGUGCAUGCACGGAAUUCUGUGAAUGAUCUUAAGCACAAAAGCAGCACUGCAACAAGGAGAACUACUCCAGUGUGA